Mytilinidion resinicola is the source of this 1023-nucleotide messenger RNA. RefSeq names its product aflatoxin B1-aldehyde reductase. The coding region runs from base 1 to 1023 and encodes 340 amino acids. NCBI's taxonomy places the organism in Eukaryota, Fungi, Ascomycota, Dothideomycetes, Mytilinidiales, Mytilinidiaceae. The record is from RefSeq and is a predicted model, not a curated record. Gene Ontology annotation, molecular function: oxidoreductase activity. The transcript has 6 exons.
AUGGCUGAACUGCAGAAGAACAGAGUCGUAUUGGGUCUGAUGACAUUUGGCCCAAAUAAAGCGUGGGGUGCAAAGACAACUUCUCUCGACGAAUAUGGACGCUUCUUGGACUACUUUCAGUCAAUGGGGUAUGAUGAGGUGGAUACAGCUUGCAUGUAUCAGCAUGGUGAACAAGAAGGGUUCACUGCGCAGGUUGGCUGGAAGAAGCGUAACCUGAAGCUUGCCACAAAGCUUUACCCAGUCAAAGGUGGAAUGCAUAGCCCUAAGAGCCUACGUGAAGCGGUUGAGACGUCACUUCGAGAACUCCAGACAGACAGCAUAGACACCUUCUACCUUCAUGCAGCCGAUCGUAGUACACCUUUCGCCGAAUCGUUGCAGGAAGUAAAUGAUAUGUACAAAGAGGGAAAGUUCCGCCAAUUCGGCAUCAGCAAUUUCACUUCAUUCGAGGUCGCGGAAGUGGUUCUUACAUGCCAUGCAAAUGGCUGGGUGCGGCCAACAGUUUACCAGGCCAUGUAUAAUGCUUUUACGAGAGGAAUGGAGGCCGAACUUGUCCCCGCCCUGAGGCGAUACGGAAUUGAUAUUUUGGUCUACAACGGCCUUGCUGGGGGUCUGUUUACCGGAAAAUACAACGCAAAGAAUACUGAAGCUCCGAAAGACCUUACCCACGUCGACAAGACGUACCGCGCGCGGUACUUACGAGAUGCAUCUCUCGAAGCACUCAGUUUGGUUGAACCAAUAGUCCAAAAGCACGGCCUGACGUUGGUAGAGACUGCUAUCCGCUGGCUCGUACAUCACAGUGCUCUCAAAAUGCGUUCAAAAGGCGGAAAUGAUGGCAUUCUUACUGGAGCGAGCAGUCUUGAGCAAUUUAAGUCCACUUUGCCGCUUUUCGAUAAAGGACCGCUUCCUGAAGAGGUGGUGAAAGCUCUGAAUGAUGAAUGGCAGAUAUCGAAAGCACAAGCGCCGGAUUAUUGGCACUUGGACCUAGAAUACACCUACGACACGACCAAAGUGCUUUUUGGAUAG